Messenger RNA from Pistacia vera, 2203 nucleotides. Its product is annotated as monocopper oxidase-like protein SKU5. The record is from RefSeq and is a predicted model, not a curated record. The transcript is spliced from 9 exons. Gene Ontology annotation, molecular function: oxidoreductase activity; copper ion binding. The coding region runs from base 55 to 1842 and encodes 595 amino acids. NCBI's taxonomy places the organism in Eukaryota, Viridiplantae, Streptophyta, Magnoliopsida, Sapindales, Anacardiaceae.
UCUCGCUAAAGAUAAGAUAUUGAGUUCUAAGAGAGAGAGAAGGGAGGGGAUCCAAUGCCUGGAGGUGCACUGUGUUGUUGUGUUCCUUUCUUCUUCUUUCUACUUGUCGGGUGGUUCCCAAAUUUUUGUUUGGGAGGUGACCCUUACGCGUUCUUUGAAUGGACUGUCUCUUACAUCACGGCUUCUCCCCUUGGAAGUAAACAACAGGUAAUAGGGAUUAAUGGGCAGUUUCCAGGGCCAAUUCUCAACGUCACUACCAAUUGGAAUGUUGAUAUUAAUGUUAAGAAUGAUCUUGAUGAGCCAUUGCUUCUCACUUGGAAUGGCUUACAGCAUAGGAAGAAUUCUUGGCAAGAUGGUGUUUCAGGGACAAAUUGUCCAAUUCCUGCUGGUUGGAACUGGACAUAUCAGUUUCAGGUCAAAGAUCAAAUAGGAAGUUUUUUUUACUUCCCUUCCCAAAACUAUCAGAGGGCUGCAGGUGGAUAUGGGGGAAUCAUCAUUAACAACAGAGAUGUUAUUCCGUUACCCUUUUUGAUGCCUGAUGGUGAUAUUAUACUCUUUAUUGGUGACUGGUAUACAAAGAGUCAUAAGAAGCAAAGGAAAGACGUUGAGAAUAAUAAAGACCUUGGAGUUCCUGAUGGUAUCCUCAUUAAUGGAUUUGGUCCCUAUCGCUAUGAUGCAGCAGUUGUUCCAGAGGGCAUUGCUUACCAGACAAUAAAUGUUGAACCAGGAAAAACGUACCGCCUCCGGGUUCACAAUGUUGGAACCUCAACCAGCUUAAAUUUCAGGAUACAAAAUCAUAACUUAGUACUUGUUGAGACUGAAGGAUCAUACACAGUUCAACAAAACUACACAAAUAUGGAUAUUCAUGUUGGUCAAUCGUACUCAUUUUUGGUUACGAUGGAUCAAAAUGCCAGCAGCGAUUACUACAUCGUUGCCAGUCCUCGGUUUGUUAAUUCGUCUGAUUGGGACAAAGCUAAGGGAGUGGCUAUCUUGCACUACUCAAACUCUCUGGGACCUGCUUCAGGUCCUCUUCCUGAUCCUCCUACUGUACUCGACACGUAUUUCUCAAUGAAUCAAGCUCGAUCCAUAAGGUGGAAUGUCUCUGCUAGUGCUGCUCGUCCCAAUCCACAGGGAUCUUUCAAGUAUGGUGAGAUUACCGUGACAGAAGUAUAUGUAAUUCUCAAUAGACCUGCUGAGCUUAUAGAUGGGAAGUGGCGUACGACCCUCAACGGUAUUUCAUACUUGCCACCUUCAACACCCCUAAAGCUUGCUCAGCAAUUCAACAUUUCAGGGGUCUACAAGCUUGAUUUCCCGUACAGAUUGAUGAACAGACCUGCGAAACUUGAUACUUCUGUUAUUAAUGGUUCUUUCAAAGCUUUCAUGGAGAUCAUCUUUCAGAAUAAUGAUACCAAUGUACAGAGCUACCAUAUGGAUGGCUAUGCAUUCUUUGUUGUGGGUAUGGAUUUUGGAGUGUGGACAGAAAAUAGCAGAGGCACAUACAACAAAUGGGAUGGUGUUGCACGCAGCACUACACAGGUCUUUCCCGGAGCUUGGACAGCUAUUUUAGUUUAUCUUGACAACCCCGGGAUAUGGAACCUCCGUACUGAGAAUCUCAACUCAUGGUAUUUGGGCCAAGAAGUUUAUAUGAAUGUUGUAAAUCCCGAGAUUGACAAAUCUGAGCCUCUAUUGCCUGACAACGCCAUAUAUUGUGGUCUGCUUUCACCCUUACAGAAAGACCAAGCUCAAAGAGUUAAGUUUUCGAGCGCACCAUCGAUUUCCAGCGCAGAUAGAACAGUUUUACUUGCAUUUGUCAUAGCCCUCUUUAGUUAUUUUACGAUGUAACAGAGUUUUGCAUCACCUAUUAGUGAGCAGUAUGAUCAUAUUCUUUAAACCUGGAAUAUACUUGGGCCGUUCAAGGAAUUCAAUUUGUUUCCACAGUGCAGGAAUCCAUUUACUGAAGGUAGUGUACAAUUUUGUUGGAUAAAAGCCUUGUACCAUCGCACUUACAGCAUGUAUCAUUAACAAUAUAAAUUUUUGAAGUAAUUGCAUAUAAAUGUUGAAUGCGUUGGGACAUAGAAUUUGUGACAUUUCCUUGGGCCUGUAGAUUAAUUUAGUUUAUACCCAAUUGAGAUGGUGGACUUGGCAAUGUAAUCAAUUUAUAUUUUUGUUGCUGAAAAACUAUCGAUAUGGUACUUGUGGUGCU